AUGGUAUAUUUCGAGGAUUCGGAAAGACGGCAAAGAAAGAUCCCUGCUUACAGGAUCAUGCAGGUAAGGCGGAUGAGAAAACUGAAGGACAUGACUAAUAAAGUUUGGCCUAAGGUGUAUCGCCAUGAAAGUGAGAGUGAUGAUGAUGAGCGCGGCAAGUCUCAUACCAAAGCGAGCCUUCUUCGAAUCAUACUUUCUUUGAAAAAUAAGUAUCAUGUGAGUACCAUUACAGGAUAUAAUCCGGUAAGGGAUAAGAUUCUUGAACCAAAUCUCUCAAAGAAAUCAUUGGAUCGACUCAAAGUUGCUAUAGAGAAGCGAAGAGUGCUAGAUGAGAUACAUUUACCGUCUAUCCGAGAAGACAAGCUGCUUCAAGAUGUGUUAUGUGAAAUGAAAUCUAGCAGAACUAGUGGUUUUGAAAGCACCAACAGAGUGUAUGUUGCAGGUAAUAGCAAAUAUGUUACAAAUGAAAUGGAUCUACAAAAGAUGGAUCUCAGUUCAUAUGAGGGUACAGUUUGCCAAAUCAUUAAGAAUGCUGAGAGAGAAUCCAAUUCAGCGGAAAGUCAUCAGACCGAAUUCUAUUCAGAGAUGAAUUCCCUUCACGGUCAUCAGUUCAAAGAUAUUCGAGAGGAAUCCCAGAGAUUUGAUCUUCUGAGUAUGCUUGAGGAUACACAAGCCAAUCUAUCAGGCUAUACUCAAGUUGAAGAAGAUGACACUUUUGAAGGACUUAAAUAUGCGGAUUUUGCUAAAAUAAGGAACUUCGAUCCUUCGAAAUCUGUUUAG
Brettanomyces nanus is the source of this 780-nucleotide messenger RNA. RefSeq lists its product as uncharacterized. Lineage: Eukaryota; Fungi; Ascomycota; Pichiomycetes; Pichiales; Pichiaceae. The transcript has a single exon. The record is from RefSeq and is a predicted model, not a curated record. The coding region runs from base 1 to 780 and encodes 259 amino acids.